Tupaia belangeri chinensis (Chinese tree shrew) is the source of this 4232-nucleotide messenger RNA. It is a transcript of the gene WDR72, whose product is annotated as WD repeat domain 72. Bases 7 to 3354 code for a protein of 1115 amino acids. The transcript has 19 exons. Gene Ontology annotation, molecular function: protein binding. Gene Ontology annotation, biological process: protein localization to plasma membrane. Gene Ontology annotation, cellular component: cytoplasm. NCBI's taxonomy places the organism in Eukaryota, Metazoa, Chordata, Mammalia, Scandentia, Tupaiidae. The record is from RefSeq and is a predicted model, not a curated record.
CACAACAUGAAGACUUCCCUGCAGGCCGUGGCACUCUGGGGUAAGAAGGCCCCUCCUCACAGUAUCACUGCCAUCAUGAUCACAGAUGACCAGCAAACCAUUGUGACUGGAAGUCAAGAGGGUCAGCUCUGUCUCUGGAAUCUCUCAUCUGAAUUAAAGAUUUCUGCUAAAGAACUCCUGUUUGGUCACUCGGCUUCAGUAACGUGUUUGGCAAGAGCUAGGGACUUCUCGAAACAGCCUUAUGUUGUUAGUGCUGCUGAAAACGGGGAGAUGUGUGUUUGGAAUGUCACCAAUGGGCAGUGCGUGGAGAAGGCCACCCUUCCAUACAGGCACACUGCAAUCUGUUAUUACCACUGCUCAUUCCGGAUGACAGGAGAAGGCUGGCUUCUGUGUUGUGGCGAGUAUCGAGAUGUCCUCAUAAUUGAUGCCAAAACUCUGGCUAUUGUCCACUCUUUCACAUCAUCCCAGUCUCCCGACUGGGUCAACUGCAUGUGCAUUGUUCACUCCGUGAGAAUUCAAGAAGAUUCUCUCUUGGCGGUAACAGUAGCUGGUGAGCUCAAAGUGUGGGAUCUCUCCUCGUCUAUCAACAGCAUUCAGGAAAAGCAAGAUGUCUACGAAAAAGAAUCCAAGUUUCUCAACUCCAUGAACUGCCAGACAAUACGAUUCUGCACAUAUACAGAGAGACUUCUUUUGGUGGUGUUUUCUAAAUGUUGGAAGGUUUAUGAUUAUUGUGAUUUUUCCCUUCUGCUAACUGAAGUUAGUAGAAACGGGCAGUUUUUUGCGGGUGGAGAGGUGCUUGCUGCUCACAGAAUCCUCAUUUGGACAGAAGAUGGUCACAGUUAUAUCUAUCAGCUGCUGAACAGGUGGGCUCAGAUGGGAGCGGCAUACAAAACAUUCAGUGGGCUUUCAAAAAGCAUAUACCCUGCUGAUGGAGGAGUGCUUAAAGAGACCAUUUAUCCUCAUUUACUGUGCUCUACUUCUGUGCAGGAAAAUAAGAGCCGUCCCUUUGUUAUGGGCUACAUGAAUGAAAGGAAAGAGCCUUUCUAUAAGGUACUGUUCUCUGGAGAAGUCUCAGGAAGAAUUACUUUGUGGCACAUCCCCGAUGUUCCUGUAUCUAAGUUCGAUGGUUCUCCUAAAGAAAUACCAAUCACUACCACCUGGGCCCUUCAAGAUAACUUUGAUAAGCACCACAUUGUGUCACAAAGUCUUACUGACCAUUUCUCCAAGUUCAGAGAUGGGGCAGGCACUGCCGUGGUCACUUCAUCAGAGUAUGUCCCAAGUCUUGAUAAACUCAUAUGUGGCUGUGAAGAUGGGACGAUUUUUAUUACACAGGCUUUGAAUGCUGCCAAAGCAGGACUUCUAGAAGGCGGUUCCUUAUUAAAAGAUUUCCCACCUCACAAAGUUCUUCAAGGCCAUCACCAAAGUGUUACUUCAUUGCUUUACCCACAUGGUCUCUCUUCGAAGGUAGACCAAAGUUGGAUGGUCUCUGGGGAUCGAGAGUCAUGUGUCAUCUUGUGGAAUAUUUUUACUGAAGAAAUUUUGCAUAAAUUCUUUUUGGAAGCUGGUCCAGUAACAAGUCUUUUGAUGUCACCAGAGAACAACAGACUAAGAGGCGAUCAGGUGGUUUGCUGUGUGUGCAGUGACCACUCCGUGACUCUCCUUCACCUUGAGGCAAAGAGGUGCCUUCUGCGUGCUCGGAAGCACCUUUUCCCUGUGAGGAUGAUCAAAUGGCACCCAGUUGAGAACUUUUUGAUUGUUGGGUGUGCAGAUGACUCUGUCUACAUCUGGGAAAUUGAAACAGGCACUUUGGAAAGACAUGAGACAGGAGAAAGAGCAAGAAUUAUUCUUAAUUGUUGUGAUGAUUCACAGCUUCCAAAGCCUGACUCUGUAGUUCCAGUUGCUUCAGAGACACAUAAGCACAAAAGCCUAGAACAGAAAUCCUCCAGCUCCUACCAGCUUGGGCCAGUUCCUUGUCCUGGUCUGCAGAUGGAGUCUUCAUGUAAGGUUGCUGAUUCAAAGUUUUUCCCAAGACCUUUUAGUGUCUUGCCCAUGAAGACAAAUUGGAGUAACAUUGGCUUUCAUGUUCUCCUAUUUGAUCUGGAAAACCUUGUUGACCUUCUGCUGCCAACUCCAAUCCAUGAUGCUGACCCUUCCAACUCAUUCUAUGGUAGUGAAAUCCUGAGAAGAGCCAAGAGCACAGUGGAGAAGAAGACACUAACACUGAAAAGAAAUAAAACUGCCUGUGGUCCUCUUUCAGCCGAAGCACAAGCCAAUCCUUUUAGCGAAAGCCCAACCCAAGGAGAUAAUACCGACAAGUUCUUAGAAGAAAAUGAUGGCAUGAAACGGCAAAAGAAAAUGAAGAGUUCCAAAAAGAUGCAUACUAACCUAUCAAGAAGAGUUGACGCUGACCUCACAAUAGAUACUGCUAAAUUGUUUCUGUCUUGCCUUCUGCCAUGGGGAGUGGAUAAAGAAUUAGAUAAUCUUUGCAUCAAGCAUCUCAAUAUUUUAAAGCUUCAGGGUCCUGUUUCUUUAGGACUUGCUUCAAAUGAAGAUCACUUCUCACUGAUGCUCCCAGGUUGGGAUUUAUGCAAUACUGACAUGAAGAAAGACUACUCAAAAGUAAAUUUAUUUUCCAGGAAAGUUUUAGACUUGUCCAAUAAGUACAUAGCUAAACUUUCAAACCAAGUUGGAAUACCAAGACAACUGGAAAAUAAUUGUGAUUCUUUGCAAGUGUCAAAUACUAUAGUUUACUUAUUGAAUAGACUGUUUAUAGUUAGUAAGUUAGUUAACAUGCCUUUAGAAUUGGCCUGUGGAAUUGACAGUAGUUCCUUCAAAAUGGAAUCUAUGCAUAACAAGGUGAAAAUUCCUGGGAAUGAUAUUUUGAAUAUUUCAAGCUUCUACAGUUACUUACGAAAUGGUAAGAAUGAAUCCCGUAUACCUGAAGCUGACCUUUCACUUUUGAAACUAAUUUCCUGCUGGAGAGACCAGUCUGUACAGGUAACUGAAGCAAUACAAGCUGUUCUCUUGGCGGAAGUUCAACAACAUGUGAAGGAUUUGAGAAGGACACCCAUCAACGGUCAGCCAGUGUCCAUGAUAGAGAAUGAUAAUUGUGAGAUUUCAGAGAUCCUGCCAAAGAUGGAAUGGGCUGAGGAACUCGAGUUACAGCAUAUUAGAAACUCAUUGCCUCUCCAAACUCCAGUCAGUCCGGCCAAGCAUGACAGCACCUCAAACUCGGCAAACUUCCAAGACAUUGAGGACAUGCCUGACAGAUGCGUCUUGGACGAGUCUGAGAGUCCAGGUGAGCCAAGACAUCAUUCAUGGAUCGUAAAGGUGUGCUCCUGCAAGGUGUGCUAAAUGGAAUCGCAUCUGGAAGAAUUAGGAUCGGACAAAUUAAGACACCCAAAGCAUGCCUUUCGUUUAUCAUUGUAUAAAAGUAAUGUUGUUAUUAUUCAAAUUAUUAGAGUGGUUUUGCUAAUACUUUAGAGUGUAUUGAAAAUAUAAUUGCUGACUGAAGAUUCCCACAGUUAUCUAACAAUAGUAUAUCAUAGUCUAGAUCAUUCUAGAAUGCCAGUGCACAGAUACAAAUUUAACAGUGCUUUAGAUUGUCUUAUCUUUUCAUUCCCUGAAUUAUAGAAUAAGCAACAUUAAAGCCAAUGUAACACACAGUACUUUUAAACUUCAUGUUGUUUAAUGUAUUUAGUAUAAAAACUUUACCAGAUUUGAUUUGUUAGGUUAAGACAUUUGUUUUAGUAGUUGCUUUAAUUCAGAUGUAUCACUGUAGUAAAUCUCAUUCCAAAACAUGAAAUGUUUUCCACCAUAACCAUUUCUACUUAGUCAUCAGUUAGCCCAGGUAACUCAUAUACACAGUGUAGCAAUAACUACCCUUGCACAGUUUGGUUACUUGGGUUUUCUAAUAGCCUGGACACUGAUGUCUUAGCCAAAGGUUCACCUUGCAGGCCAUAUAUAUAUAUAUGUAGGAUAGAGAAGGCAAACAGACUAAUAGCAUAGCUAUCACAGCUGGUCCUUACUAACUAUAAACACAUGUAGUUCUCUUCCCAGAAGGAAGCCCAACUAGCGGAAAUUCUACAUCAAACACCUACAGAACAGUAGGAACAGAUGUAAAGUGGUUGUCUCUUAAGACCUAUAGUGAGCUGAUUUAUUUGCUGUGAUUUAUAAUGCAAGAUUCCUUGAUUUAUAAAAAAUCAUAAAAAAAUUUAAUAUACAAAUAUUUC